GCCGCGUGGCCUCGGUCCUGUCCCCUGGCCCCCCCUGCACCGCAUUGCUGUUGUGGAGCAGGAUUGGGGCGCUGCUUUUUUGGUUUUCUUUGCCUCUGUAGCUUCGCUUUCCACUUCAUUUUGUGUUCAGAUCUGCGGGGGGCACUGCUGGAUGUUAAUGAGGGUGACGAGGCUGCUUGGGGAGGUUGGUGCCGGUGUUUGCGCCUUGCUUGCGCCACCCUGGGAGCUUCUGUCGCCCUCAGGUUGCCCACGGCCUGUACGUCCCCUGUCCAGUUGCCCACAUUUGCUGCGCUUUUCGGGACUCUUCCCUGGGACUUGCUUGCCUUUUACCUGCAGCUCCUGGGGCGACCACCUCUCUCUUUCCUGCUCUUCUUGGGGACUGUGGCAGAAUACCAUCUCCUCUCUCCCCAGCCUCCACUAUGUGACAAUUUGGUUGCCGUGGUCACUGCAGAGGGCAGACAGGGCUGGCCCCCAUUGGCUCCAGGGGACCCUGAGCUGUAAUCUGAGCUGGAUGCAUUCCCGAGGGAGGGGGACCUGCUCCCUCUGCCUGCGUGACUGGCAUCACACCCCUGGGUGAGGGGGCCUAAACUCCCAGUUGUUGCAAGCAAUGCCAACCUGACUGGGAGGGGGCUACAGACCCUGCCAGUCUACCCGGCAACCAGUGAGGCAUUUCAGAUUGGUUGGCUGGCAGCCAGCAGCUGCUGGCCUCCAUUGGACCCGGUAAAUGAGGUUGUAAGGCCUAUACAAGUUAAGGACUGCCCAGGAGGCAGGGCACCAGCCAUGAUGAGAACUCGAGGAUAGUAGCUGGACCAGCUGAAACUCGCUCUCUCUUGAGACUCAUGGUCAAGCAGCUGCCUGCCUCCGGAGGCAAUCUCCACCUGCCUCUGGAUGAUACUCUCCAUGGAGACUAGAUACUGCUGAGAGUGAGGCCUCUCCUGGCGGAGGAAACGGAGGCGGCGCUGGAGCCCCUGCCACCCGCGGACCUUCCCUGCGCAGCCCUGGAGCAGCCGGGGGUGACGAUGGAGGAGCAGCUCCCAGGAGGUCCCCAGACAGGAGCGGACAGGGCAGGACAAAUCCCUUGUGUGGCCCAUGCUGGGAUCAGGCGCCUAUCCCUGAGAUGGUCGGCCCCACAGGAAGUUGAGCAGGGGCUCGAGGAGGAGCUGGGCCAGCACCAGGAGAUGCGGGGGCAGGAGGUCACGGUGAGCGUGAAGGUCAAGGAGGUGGCCUCAGACAGGAUGCAGCCCUCUGGGGCGCUGCAGCAGCCUGGUGAUCCCUGGUCGGAGCAGGCACGGGCCCAAACUAUGGACGUGCCUCUGGAGGAGGCAGCACAAUGGGACAGCCCAGGGCCUCGGGACCAGCUACCUCGUGGCCCCAGAGAAGAGCUGAUGCCAGGCCCAGAGUCAGCUGCAGGAACCGUGAGCAGAGCUCAUCAGCAGCCUCCUCCAGAAGGGGAUGCAAACCUGGAGCUGCCAAGGACUACCUCGGGGAGGCUGGGGGAGAGAGGCUCCCUGACCCUUGAACCGAGCCAAGUGCAGCAGGGGCAGGGGAGGCUGGUAAAGCAGGCAGAGAGCGCAGAGCUCCCGGAGGCCUUUGAGGACGUGGCUGUGUAUUUCACACGGGAGGAGUGGGAGCUGCUGGAAGACGCACAGAAGGGGCUUUACCGGGACCAGAUGCUGAGGAACUGGCGAGCCCUCGUUUCCCUGGGAGGCACCUGGCUGCUGUGCAGAGCUGAGAAACACAGUCUGGAAGAAGGGCCUGCAAACCUGGAGCCACCCUGGACUUCCCCCAGGGAUUUGGCUGAGAUGGAGUCCCUGAGACCUGAGGAAGACCAAUGGCUCCAGAGCCAGGGGAGACCCCAAAAGCUGAGGGAGAACAUAGCAGUGAAACAGGUGCCAUCUUCCCCUGGGCAUGAGAAUAGAGAAAGCAGAGAGUCCAGAGAGAGCGCUGGGCCCAGGGAAGGAUUUGUGGAGCUGAAGAGCCAUAAGGCUCUGCCACCCGGGUGCCGUGAGUGUGGGAAGAACUUCACCCGCUCCUCCAGCCUGGCUGAGCACCAGGGCAUCUAUACCGGGGAGAAGCCAUACCAGUGCUCUGAAUGUGGGAAGAGCUUCAGUCGUUCCUCCUAUCUGAUGCGACAUCAGCGCAUCCAUACCAAGGAGAAGCCAUAUCAGUGCCUUGAAUGUGGGAAGAGAUUCAAGGAUUCGUCCUACCUGGCCCAGCAGCAACAUAUCCACACAGGAGAGAAACCACAUCGUUGCUCUGUGUGCGGAAAGAGCUUCACCAUUUCAUCCUACCUGGCCAAGCACCAACACAUCCACACUGGGGAGAAGGCACAUCACUGCUCUGUGUGUGGGAAGAGCUUCACCUAUCCCUCCCGUCUAGCACAACACCAAUAUAUCCACACAGGAGAGAAGCUACAUCAGUGCUCUGUGUGUGGGAAGAGAGAGUUAUCACAUCAGUGCCCUGAGUGUGGGAAGACCUUCCCUUUUUCAUCCCACCUGGCCCAGCAUCAAUGCAUCCACACAGGGGAGAAGUCACAUCAGUGCUCUGACUCUGACAAGAGGCUCACCCACUCCUUCAACUUGGCCAGACACCAGUGUAUGCACACAGAUGAGAAGCCAAAUCAGUGGUUUGUGUGUGAGAAGAGCUUCACCCAGUCCUGCCACCUGGCCACACACCAGUAG
Messenger RNA from Alligator sinensis (Chinese alligator), 2681 nucleotides. Its product is annotated as zinc finger protein 485-like. Gene Ontology annotation, molecular function: DNA-binding transcription repressor activity, RNA polymerase II-specific. Bases 1020 to 2681 code for a protein of 553 amino acids. Gene Ontology annotation, biological process: negative regulation of transcription by RNA polymerase II. The transcript is spliced from 9 exons. The record is from RefSeq and is a predicted model, not a curated record. Lineage: Eukaryota; Metazoa; Chordata; Crocodylia; Alligatoridae.